This is a messenger RNA of Osmerus eperlanus (European smelt), 2130 nucleotides long. Its product is annotated as immunoglobulin superfamily DCC subclass member 3. Lineage: Eukaryota; Metazoa; Chordata; Actinopteri; Osmeriformes; Osmeridae. Gene Ontology annotation, molecular function: protein binding. The annotation marks the transcript as partial. Gene Ontology annotation, biological process: cell-cell adhesion. The record is from RefSeq and is a predicted model, not a curated record. The transcript has 13 exons.
GUGGCCCUCUCUCCAGCUGUGUGUGGGGCCUCAGAGCUGGCUUUCCUACUGGAGCCCAGCGACGUCAUCGCGGUACGAGACCGGCCGCUGAUGCUGGACUGCCAGGUGGAAGGCGACGGGCCCAUCUCGGUCACGUGGCGCAGGAACGGUGCGCCCGUGGUCACAGGGCAGCGUGUGUGGGUGCUGCCCAACGGGACCCUCUUCAUCCAGAGCUUCCUGAAGCGACGGGACACCAACGAGACGGACUCAGGAGAGUACGACUGUGCUGCCCAGAACCGCUUUGGCAUGCUGGUCAGCCGCAAGGCUCGAGUCCAGCUGGCAUCUCUGCCUAAGUUCCACACACACCCAGAGUCCAUGUCUGUGGACGAGGGCGGAGUGGCUCGCUUCCAGUGCCAGGUCAAUGGUGUCCCUGAGGCCAGCAUCACCUGGGAGAGGGACAGAACCCUGCUGAGCACAUCCGACAACAGGUACACUCUCCUCCCCAUGGGGAUACUGCAGAUCACGGGAGUGAGGAGGAUAGAUGCUGGGGUGUAUCGCUGCAUGGCCUCCAACAUGGCCAACACACGCAACAGCCACGAGGCCACUCUCAAUGUGACAGGAGGGGCUUCCCGGCUCUACAAGGAGCCUGCGAUCCUGUCUGGCCCUCAGAACCUCACCCUUACGGUUCACCAGACGGCCAUCUUGGAGUGUAUCGCCACGGGAAACCCCAGACCCAUCGUGUCCUGGAGCAGGCUGGACGGGCGCUCCAUCGGGGUGGAGGGCAUCCAGGUGCUGGGCACGGGCAACCUGAUGAUUUCAGACGUGUCGCUGCAGCACUCCGGGGUGUACGUGUGUGCCGCCAACCGUCCGGGCACCAGGAUGAGGCGUACCGCGCUGGGCAGACUGGUGGUUCAAGCUCCCCCAGAGUUCCUGCAGUGGCCGCAGUCUGUCUCUAAACCAGCAGGGGGCAGUGCUGUGUUUACCUGUGUGGCCCAGGGGGUGCCUGAACCUCACUUAAUCUGGCUGAAGAAUGGCAAGAUUCUAAUGCCUGGAGACAACGUCAAGCUCACCAACAAUAACAGCACCCUCGCUGUAACCCGCAUCACCUCAGAAGAUGAAGCCAUCUACCAGUGCAUCGCUGAGAACAGCGCCGGUACCAACCAAGCCAGUGCCCGCUUGGCCAUGUCACUGGCUAAAGACCUGCCGGACUCGCCUCAGGGCCUGACCGCCACCGCCCUCUCCAACACUGCCCUGCAGCUUGCCUGGACCCAACCCCCCAUAGAGGUCACCGAUGGCAUCAUCGGCUAUGUGCUCCACAUCCGCAAAAUUGGCGAGCCAGACAGCAGAGAGCUGCAGGAAGCCGUCAGUAAAACCACCUUCCAACACGACUUCACCACCCUAGAUCCGGGCACCACUUAUUCUGUCUACCUCAAGGCCUAUUCUCCACUCGGCGCCAGCAAGCAAUCCAGCACUGUUGUUGCCACAACACUAGGGGGCGUGCCCACUCCCCCUACCUUCUUCACCAAGGUGAUGAACUCCACUUCAGUGCAAGUGCUGUGGGAGCUUCCCAGUAAGGCUGGCAGGGCAGAGGGCUUCAGGCUGUCUUACCGCAGGGUUCCCCACGCUGACUUUCAGGGACCAAUUCAAUUGCCUUGCCACGUUAAUGCCCACACCAUCUCCCACCUUGAUGCUGGUGCCGUGUAUGAAGUCAAACUGGUGGCUUACAAUGGAAAUGGCGAGAGUGACUGCUCCAAGAGACUGGUGUCACUGGGAGGAGACGGCACCAGCGCCAAAAACAGUGCAGGUGGCGAGUCGCCCUGUAACUGCAGGGACGGCGACGGCUCCCUGGGGAGCAUCGUGAUCGGCGUCCACAUCGGCAUGGCCUGCAUCAUCUUCUGCGUCCUCUUCCUCAUGUUCGGAUACCGUCGCAGCCUGUUCUGCAGUAAAGGGACUCAGGACAGCUGGUCUGUGCCCAGGGCGGAUGACAGGGGACAUGUGGGCCACAACGGUGUUCCCAAGGAGGGCAUCACUCGCCCCAGGGAAGACAUUGAAUUAGUGCCUCCGUGUCCUGUGCCGGUCGUCACCACCGCCAGCGCUCAGGGUGCCCACCUGGACGACUGCCAUGGAGAGUGUAACCAUGGCAGUGCCUGA